UAUUAUCCCUAUCAUCCUACAAAAUCCCCUUCCCAAAAAACGGAAGUACAUCCCUCUCCCUCUUCUCUCGAGUGAAUGGAGAAAGGUGAGGGCUCAAUGGCCGAGCAAGACGAGGCGGAGGAAACCCAGCACCACCUCACCCUCCCGUCCGGGUUGACUCAGGACGAGUUCGACGAGUUGAAGCAGUUCGUCAACGAAUUCCACAGGUACCAGGUGGGCCCCGGAAAAUGUUCUUCCCUACUUGCGCAACGCGUGCACGCGCCACCCGACACCGUGUGGUCUCUGGUGCGGCGCUUCGACCAGCCCCAGACCUACAAGCACUUCAUCCGGAGCUGUAACGUGAAGGAAGGCUUUAAAAUGACCGUCGGGUGCACCAGGGACGUCAAUGUUAUCUCCGGCCUACCGGCUGCCACCAGCACCGAGCGCCUCGACUUACUCGACGAAGACCGCCACGUCACCGGUUUCAGUAUCAUUGGGGGCGAGCACCGCCUCAGGAAUUACCGGUCCGUGACGACCGUGCAUGGGUUUGACCGUGACGGAAGGAUCUGGACCGUUGUUUUGGAAUCCUACGUCGUCGAUGUGCCCGAGGGGAAUUCCGAGGAGGACACGCGUCUCUUCGCGGAUACUGUUGUCAAGUUGAAUCUCCAGAAGCUGGCGUCGGUCACCGAAGGCCUGGCGGGCAACGGUGGAUGCUAAAUCUCAGGUGAUGCGAGAAAAUUUAACACGAAUUAACAAAUAAAAAAAAACAGGAAUGGAAAUGUUUGUAUUUUUAUUUUUAAUUUGUGCUUUGUUCUGAAUUUUCUAUUUUAUCUUUUUUUUUUAAUUUGUAAAUUCGCCUCCCAUGUAAUCCCCAAAAUAUCCUUGGUUUUAAAUGAUUGUCCGGGAUGCCAUGCUUUUGGUAA
Pyrus x bretschneideri (Chinese white pear) is the source of this 902-nucleotide messenger RNA. Its product is annotated as abscisic acid receptor PYR1. The transcript has a single exon. Gene Ontology annotation, cellular component: nucleus; cytoplasm. The coding region runs from base 76 to 696 and encodes 206 amino acids. The record is from RefSeq and is a predicted model, not a curated record. Gene Ontology annotation, molecular function: abscisic acid binding; protein phosphatase inhibitor activity; signaling receptor activity. Lineage: Eukaryota; Viridiplantae; Streptophyta; Magnoliopsida; Rosales; Rosaceae. Gene Ontology annotation, biological process: abscisic acid-activated signaling pathway.